Molecule: messenger RNA, 378 nt
Organism: Aspergillus sclerotioniger CBS 115572
Lineage: Eukaryota; Fungi; Ascomycota; Eurotiomycetes; Eurotiales; Aspergillaceae
Exons: 3
Coding region: 1-378 (125 amino acids)
Source: RefSeq, a predicted model, not a curated record
AUGUUCUGGACCUCAGAUGCCAACGCCAGGCUCUUUAUCGGAGUUCUGAACCAAAUGCGCGGCAAAGUCAAACUCGACUAUGAGUUUCUCGCUGACCACAUGGGCUCUGACUGCACCCCCUGCGCCGUCGAGCAACACAUCAUCAAACUCAAGCGCCAGGCCAACAAGCUUUCGACCAGUUCUUCCAAGGGUGCCGAGAGUUCGAGCAACAAAUCUACCCCGGCUAGUACCCCGAAGAAGCGCCAGGCAGAUCAGACGCCUAUGACACCGAUCAAGAAAGUCAAGAAGGAUGGUACUUCUUCCGCUGCCCUGAUGAUCGUUAAGGAGGAGAUGAAGCCCAAGGUUAAGACCGAGUUUAAGGAGGAGUUUAUGGCUUGA